Messenger RNA from Blumeria graminis f. sp. triticale, 1524 nucleotides. The record is from the annotation of a GenBank genome assembly. NCBI's taxonomy places the organism in Eukaryota, Fungi, Ascomycota, Leotiomycetes, Helotiales, Erysiphaceae.
AUGAGCUUUUGGUGGUCGCGCACAAUCUCAAAACCCUCCCUACAGCUCGCUACGACGGCCGUUGUAUCAGGUGCCAUAGUCGCAGGCGUCAUUCUCGGUUACCAACAAUUAAAGCAUCGGGAAAAGGUCGAGGAGCUCAAACGCGAGAUCCCAGCCUGGGCUACAGAUGGCGAGCAGAAAAAAAUGAAGCUGAUCGGCUUGGACGUCAUGGCGUCAGAGCCUCAGUUUAUUAGCAAGGAAGACCAACGAAGCGUUGCGCUGGCCGAGAAAGCACAGCGAGGAAAUUACUCUGAUGAACUAAUUCUCGAACAGUUAGCGCGAAAUCGCGCAUUUCUGACAGAUUCUGGCUUACAAAAAUUCCGCAACGCCUUCGUCAUCAUCGUUGGCUGUGGCGGUGUUGGCUCGCAUUGUGCUUCAGCCCUCGUUCGCUCCGGUAUUUCCCGGAUCCGCCUCAUUGAUUUCGACCAGGUGACGCUUUCGUCCUUGAAUCGACACGCUGUAGCUACUCUUGCCGACGUUGGCACACCCAAAGUCGUGUGCUUGAAGAAGCGGCUACAACAGAUUGCACCCUGGGUUCAAUUUGAUUUACGAAACGAGCUCUAUCAUCACGAAUCGUCUGAUAAGCUUCUUGCAGAAUGGGAGGGAUAUUAUCCCGAUUUCAUAGUGGAUGCUAUUGAUAAUAUUGAUAGCAAGGUGGCCUUACUUAAGUAUUGCCAUGAGCGGCAGCAUUCCAUCAUCUCAUCUAUGGGGGCGGGUGCCAAAUCAGACCCAACCCGAAUUUUUAUAGGUGAUAUCUCUUCCAGCACAGAAGAUCCACUAUCACGUGCUACCCGCCGUCGCCUCAGGGCUGCCGGCAUUGUUUCGGGUAUUCCAGUUGUCUUUUCAACCGAGAAACCCGGUCCCGGGAAAGCUCAGCUACUACCUCUCUCCGACGAACAGCAUGCCCAGGGUACUGUUGGAGAACUUGGCGUCCUUCCUGACUUUCGAGUGCGAAUACUUCCUGUGCUUGGUACUAUGCCGGCAGUCUUCGGAUAUGCUGUUGCGAACCAUAUUAUUCUACAAAUUUCAGGCUAUCCGACAAACUACGUUAUGGCCAAAGGGCGGGAGAAAAUGUACGACAGCAUCCAUGCGCAACUUCAGGGUGCCGAAGAGAAGCUUGCCCGAGCUAGAAUGCCUGGUGAGGCCGCACGUGGUCUUAAGUUGCCUAUCACAGCCAUGGACGUUGGCUACAUUGUUGAAGAGAUAUUUAAGGGGCGGAGUGCCAUAAGCCGCCUUCCAACUCGCCUCGCUCUUGUACGCUGGCGAAAACCUGAGGCCAACUUCAUUGACCAGUCUGUUCCUCAUCAACUCGCAAGCACCCUCACACUUCGUGAUCUCGUCUGUUUGACAAAAGAAGAAGCGAUCGUGCACACCCGUGAAGUCCACGAGGGUACCAAAGCGCCCGAAGAUCUUUAUUCACCCCAUGAAAUCGCUUAUGUUGAGGCACGAUUCCAAGAAGAAAUUCUCUUUGAAAAGUAUCGGUAG